Molecule: messenger RNA, 3776 nt
Organism: Pogoniulus pusillus (Red-fronted tinkerbird)
Lineage: Eukaryota; Metazoa; Chordata; Aves; Piciformes; Lybiidae
Gene: IKZF1
Product: IKAROS family zinc finger 1
Exons: 9
Coding region: 478-2094 (538 amino acids)
Biological process (GO): regulation of transcription by RNA polymerase II
Molecular function (GO): DNA-binding transcription factor activity; RNA polymerase II cis-regulatory region sequence-specific DNA binding
Source: RefSeq, a predicted model, not a curated record
GGGUGCCGAGCGGUCUGUGUUCGCUUCCUGGAGCGAGCUCCAGCGCUCCGGUUCAUUCACAGCUCCAGUUCAGGCGGCUUGCGCCUGUAAUGUGCAGAGGGCAGGCAGGUAUGGAAGUUGUGAAGGCCAUUCGGAACUCGUCAAAUUAGGAGCCCCGUGCGCGCGAGGGGAGCGCCGUUAGAGAAGCUGCCGACUUCCGAACAGCGGUGCCGCAAGUUUUCCUCCUUGCGAUACAGCCUGUCGCAACUAGAGGUUUUCUUUCACCCUGCUCCGCCAAGUUCCACGCUCUGUGAGAGGACGGUUCCGCUCUGUAGUCGUUAAAGAAGACGUAAGGAAUUAGAAACUGUGUGAAGAAACGAGUUCCCACUGCAGCAGUUGAGUCUAAGGAAACCUUUAAUUUGUGCUGAAAAAAACCCCCAAACCCGGUAACUUCUUGGAUUACUUUUCUGCGUCGGUCGAGAAGAUAACUUCAGGAAAAUGGAAACAGAUGAGGCUCAAGAUAUGUCCCAGGUUUCAGGAAAGGAAAGUCCUUCAAUUAGUGAUGUCCCAGAUGAUGCAGACGAGCCUAUGCCUGUACCAGAGGACCUUUCAACUAGCACUGGAGGACAGCAAAGUGCUAAGAAUGAAAGAAUCUUGGCUGCAUAUGGGGCAGAAGGCUUUAGGGACUUUCAGGCAAUAAUUCCCAAAUCUUUUUCCCCUGGUAAUAUUAAAAUAGAGACUCAGAGUGAUGAAGAGAAUGGGCGUGCCUGUGAAAUGAAUGGGGAAGAAUGUGCAGAGGAUUUACGAAUGCUUGAUACCUCGGGAGAGAAAAUGAAUGGCUCACACAAUGGCCCAGGCAGCAAGGCUAUGUCAGGAGUUGGAGGCAUUCGACUUCCUAACGGAAAGCUAAAAUGUGAUAUCUGUGGGAUAAUUUGCAUCGGUCCCAAUGUGCUCAUGGUUCACAAACGAAGCCACACUGGAGAACGUCCUUUCCAGUGCAACCAGUGCGGAGCCUCCUUCACACAGAAGGGCAACCUUCUGCGCCACAUCAAGUUGCACUCGGGCGAAAAGCCCUUCAAGUGUCACCUGUGUAACUAUGCCUGCCGUCGCAGGGAUGCCCUCACAGGACACCUGAGGACGCACUCAGUUGGGAAACCUCAUAAGUGUGGAUACUGCGGUCGCAGCUACAAGCAGCGCAGCUCUUUGGAGGAACAUAAAGAACGCUGUCAUAACUACCUGCAAACCAUGAAUAUCUCCAGCAGCCUUUAUUCAGUCAUAAAAGACGAAACUAACCAGAGUGAAAUGGCUGAAGACCUGUGCAAGAUAGGGUCAGAAAGAUCCCUCGUGCUGGAUAGACUAGCAAGUAACGUCGCCAAACGUAAGAGCUCUAUGCCUCAGAAAUUUGUUGGUGAGAAAUGCCUGUCCGACCUUCCGUAUGACGCCACCACCAACUAUGAGAAGGAGAAUGAGAUAAUGCAGACACAUGUUAUAGACCAGGCCAUUAAUAACGCCAUUAGUUACCUGGGGGCAGAGUCCUUGCGGCCCCUUGUCCAGACACCACCAGCUGGUUCUGAGAUGGUGCCCGUCAUCAGCCCCAUGUAUCAGCUUCACAAACCUCUCGGGGACAAUCAGGCUCGCUCCAAUCAUGCCGCUCAGGACAGCGCAGUGGAAAACUUGUUGCUGCUUUCCAAAGCCAAAUCUGUCUCCUCCGAGCGAGAUGCCUCUCCCAGCAACAGCUGCCAAGACUCAACAGACACGGAGAGCAAUAACGAGGAACGCAGCGGUUUAAUUUACCUGACAAACCAUAUAGGUCCCCACGCAAGAAAUGGUAUCUCUAUAAAAGAAGAAAACAGGCAAUAUGAUGUCUUGAGGGCAGGUACUGACAAUUCCCAGGAUGCUUUCAAAGUGAUCAGCAGCAAUGGGGAACAAGUGAAAGCUUACAAGUGUGAACACUGUCGAGUUCUGUUCUUGGAUCACGUGAUGUAUACGAUCCAUAUGGGUUGCCAUGGGUUCCGCGAUCCUUUUGAAUGCAACAUGUGUGGCUACCACAGCCAGGACAGGUACGAAUUCUCUUCCCACAUAACUCGAGGGGAACACCGUUUCCACAUGAGUUAAAACUCCUUCCGCGCAGACCUAGCCUCAACAGCUGUGUUACAGGAGCUGCACAAGCCACAGAAGCAACAAAGCACAACUCAGCUAGAUAAUAGAAAUAACAAGAGAAUGAAAAAUUCAGCUAUUUAUCUUCUCCCACAGGAAAAGAUUUUUUCCUUUUGGUAGCAUGCAUUGCAAGUCAGUUUUCUAAAAUGAGUACUCGAGUUUUUACUGGAAAUGAUUGAUCACCAAAACCCUUCAGUCAUGUAAGUAGCUUUUGUAGUCAUGUAGGUGAAAGCCCUUCCCUUAACUGAUGCUUCUUGCAUACCUCCCUUGCCAAAAUUGUUUAUCGUGUGCAGGAUGCGCUGCAUGGACAAGGAUGCAACGGGCAGGAGUGGCCAAGCUCUUAACACCUCUAGUGUAGGGCUCCUACACAAAAUGUAUGGGGUUUUUUUGGCUUCCUGGUAGUAUUUGACUCUUUUGGGAAGAUUAAACUCAGCUAACGAUCUAGGGGGCCAUCUCAGAUGACUUCACAGACAGCUGGGGUGGGACAGGACAUCCCAGCCAAAGGGUUCUGAGUUGCUUUGGCUGCAAGAAGUGAAAUGUUUCCACCUGCAAGGAUGCUGCUGGUAUUGACAUCAUGGCAUGCCUUGUUUGUGUCACUAGGCAGGCGAGCAGGUACGUGAAAGACAGCCCACACUUGUAACAUACCAUGUGAAGCAUGAUUUGCUUUUGAUGUAUAGAAAAAGGGUAUUGUUGGCUCUCUAAAUCAAUGUAUUCUCUCCCUGUCCAGUAGAAUCCCACUUUUCAUUAAUCAGUCCCUUCUCUCUGCAUAAGCAAGUUACGAUGUAUUUAAUUUUUCCUCCUCUCCUCUGUAGGUUUUAGUUGUUUAGCAAAGUGUGAUACGCAGCUGAGCCAAGCACAAGCUAGUUACACCUGCCGGGACAGCCUCUCUCUGCACAUUGUUUCACCUUUUUUAAACUGCCUGGGAAAAUACCCACAAGUCCCUCUCUUACAAGUGGGGCAAAAAAAAAUCUCUGUUUUUGCUUGCACGGUAGAUGUUCUCUUGUAGAUUCUGUGGCACUACUUGUAGAUGUUGCACUUAAUCAUUUUCAAAGCACUGUGCUGAAUUAAGCGGCCUUCUCUUUUCUUACUGGCACUUGUCGUUUCAUGAGGGACCAAGCUCCACAAAGGUGCUGAGAACACUGGAUUCCCAUUCAGCAAACCAUUUCACUGUGUGCUUUGAGUUACUCUCUUUCACUGGUCAAACUAAUCUUCAGGUUAAGAAAACCUCUGCUUUGCCGAAUGGGGGCCAGAGACUGCAGCAUUUGGCAGAAUGCAGUAAAAUCUAGCAAGAGAUUUCUCCCUGGUGGGUUCUGCUGCAGAUACUGUAACUUCAGUUACAAUAAAUAAUGAUCAAUACAUUUUGACUCCAGCUGGUAUUCAGAAAAAGUGCUUAAAAAUAAUCUUCUACUAAUCUUCCUCUUCCAAAUAGUUCAUUCCCCUCCUGAACAGUACUUCAAGACUGCGGGGGGUGGGGGAGAAAAAAAAACAGAACAACGUAUUGCAGAUGUUUAAAAAUCUGUCCUCAGUGCUGAAAUACUUCCUGGGCAGCACUCCUAGCUCCUCUUAUCAACUUAAUGUAUAAAUGCUUCCAUUCUGCUUAAUAAACAGCUAUUUUGAAAUAAACACAAUCAUACAAGCAA